Molecule: messenger RNA, 432 nt
Organism: Gongylonema pulchrum
Lineage: Eukaryota; Metazoa; Nematoda; Chromadorea; Rhabditida; Gongylonematidae
Source: the annotation of a GenBank genome assembly
CCGAAUGUGUCUUCGGAGUUUUUGGGCACUGAUUAUGAUUCGGAUGAGGAGCAAGAUGAAACAAGCCAGGAAUUGGGCGAGGAGUUGCGGCGUGAGCAGCACAAUGAUUCGGAAGGCUUUGCAUGGCGACUUCUGCGCCUAGCUCUCGUUAAUCAACAGCUCUAUCGGAUGAAAUCAUUUGUGAGGCUCAUUGGCCUUGAACAAGCAGAGCUGCCAGCGAUGUCGCCUCGAGCUAAUGCUGUCUUCAAACUGUUCGAAAACUGGGCAAAAGAACUUGAUGGGCAGCUGUAUGAAAUGCGUCAUGGAUGUCUCUCUGAUUUCCUUCCGGACAUGUCUAUCAAAAAGGACGAAACGAGUGCAGGUUUGUCAAGAUUGCUUAAACGGCUGAUGCGGCGCUCCCAGUCCUAUUUGAAAUACGGCCAGCAGAGUUAA